This is a messenger RNA of Amoebophrya sp. A25, 2882 nucleotides long. NCBI's taxonomy places the organism in Eukaryota, Dinophyceae, Syndiniales, Amoebophryaceae. The record is from the annotation of a GenBank genome assembly.
AUGUCUUCGUUUGUCUUCGUUCCGACGCCGACAUCUCUGCUUGCAAGAGUUGUUGCCUCACGACGUGCUGCCCGAGAAGCGGAACACGAAAUUUUUGGUACAACUAGGCCAAUGGCUCACGCGAAGGAGGUCUCAUCUUCUUUUACAAGACACAGGGCGAACGUGAUGCUGAAGAUAUGGGAGAUCAAUCGCAGCUUGUUAGCUUCUCGGACAUCACAGUCACACCUUUCAUCGAAACUCAAAGUUCCUCGGCAAAGGAGCAAGCUCGGCAGAUCCUUCACUGUCCUGGGUGUUUUCUUGCUGUUACCACACCUAGACAACGUCAUUGACGUCGAGGGCAAGUCGAUCGAGCCAGAUGACUGGUACCAUGAUGCUGGUGGCGCUGCUGUAUCGGGAGCAGCACGAGCUUCCGAUCUAGUGCUACAUCACAACACCUGGACGCAACCGCCUGAUACAGUGCUCCAAAAAUCUUUGAACUUCCUAUUACGGGAGACCAUAUCAUAGGGCUACUUUUUUGCUGACUCUAUUUUGAAAUUGUGACCGUUUAUAAUAUUUCCCUAGGAGUAGAAAUAGAACAGGACAACGGGAUGAACACAUAGUCGGUAUCGCGCUAAUUCAGGAGAAGCGUAGAGGAGCAGUUGAUCAUGUGCUACUUCUACGAUUGCCUCUCGCACAGGUUUUGGGUUGGCCCGAUGAGGCUGCGGGCGAAGCAGGGAUGUGGGUACUGCUCAGUGCCUAGUUCUUGUGAAUGUGUUUAGUCUCGAGUUGAAGGUUUUUAUUUCGCUGAAUCGUAACGACGUGUGGCAGAAAUUUCAGUGAACCAUCAAUGUAGAUCUUGUCCUCGCCUUCUCGAAUUCCCAGGUGAGCCUCUACACUGCUUUGGCGUACCUUGUGCUCGUGAGCGUCUUAACAAUGUUUUAUUUGGCCUCGAAUCAGCAUGCAGAAGACAUGGACUUCUUGCCCAGGGACGGGCUUUCAGAUGAAAUCUACGACUGUUGCGAUCAUCCGAAUGUCUGCCUAGCAAGUUUCGUACUACUUCACUUUUUUCUUCUCUGUGUAAAGUUGCCUAAACUAACAGAGCAUUCUUGGAUCUACAUGUCACUCGUUUUCUUUUUAGCACAGUGUGGAAACGCCGACUACCACUUUAGGCAGGGUGGUGAAGCUCCCGACUUUAAUAAUCUAGUCCUCUUCUCAUCUCGGUAUCACGGAAUUUACAAACUAUGAUCCAUUCUCUCUUCUAGUGUUGUCCGUUCGCGCGAUGGGCCGAUACCAUGGGCCAAGUUGGUCUCUUACACUUCUCAGUCGGCCUUUCGUUAUGGGUAGCACUAUAUAGAUGAUUACCAUCGAAAGUUUCUUCUAUUCAGAAUCAGAAGGUUUUCGAUUUUGUUUUUCCCCAGAUAAUCUAUCACGUUGAACAUCAAAGAUUGCCAGUACAACUAACUUCAUCUCCUUUCAUGAGAAAUGUGGAUUGCUGCCACGAUGAUCGACCUUUUCUAUUUCUUCCCGCUGGGACUGAUCAUUCUCUCGGUCGUUGGCGGUAUUCACCGGUUACGCCUACGCAUGGCGCACAAAUUAGGCGGCGGUGGAUGGAGUGGCUUCCGUUUGACAAGGCAGUUGAUCCUCGAUAUCUUUACGUGGUUCUGUUGCAUGCCGUGUGCGAUUGCGCAAGAGGCGAGGCACGUUGAGCGCAGUAAAUCGAUCUCGGAUGCUGUUCAAGCUGGCCCAAGGGCAUAUUUCAAUACCGUCAUUCGGAACGACAUCGCGCCAAAACAGCAGUAGAGCAUGGACAUGGAUAACUCCAAUCUAUGCUGGCCUCUAACAUCAAUCAUACGCGUAUUUUGUGGUGCGCACACAGUUCGCUCAGCGACCCACAGAACGCGGAGCCUACUCGUUUUCGUUUUCCUCAGUCGUGCAUAACAUUAACAGUACGGUCCAGUUGUCGGAGCGGUUUCGAGGCGGGCAUCGUAAGAAGAAAACUUGGGAAGUAUCGGCUUCUUUUCCGCCUGGUAGGUUCGCAACGGCGUGACGCCUGGUGGUUGUGCAUUAUUUCCAUAUUUUUUAUGACGUAUAUAUACAAGUGUCUAGUAUAGGAUCAACGAUCGAUAAAGUUCAGUUUUUUCAUUCCCGUUCAAUGUGUGGAUAUCUAUUUUUGGUAAGACGUUCUCGACUAGAUUUGUUUGUCCGUGCGCCCACCAUGCAUUAAGUACAGUGCGCAGCAUUCGCAGACCAGACGGCAGCGUACUUGGUCUUUAAAAACAAAAUUCCCAAACGCACCCGCACGAUGAUACUUCCCACAUAGAAUUGCAUAUUCACUUUCCUCUUUCGAUAUGAAAGCGUAAGGUAGCACCACGAUUAAUUAUGAUACUAAAAAGUUUACUAGUAGCAGAACUGUUACUCAUGGUUAUACCCGUUAAGGCAUUAUGAAUGCUGCUCAACAUCGAAGAUACUAGGCAGUGUCAUGUAUCAACCAGCUAUCGAAGUAGGUAGUACUUGGGUCAAGUACGCGGGAUUUUUCUGCUUAUUUCGUGACGAGUAUUUGCAUAGAAAAAGGCGAGUCGCAAAAUCACAAUAUGAUCAUACAAGAGGUAGGUUCUGCUUUGAGCGACACUCACAUACAUAAUUGUUGGACAGACACACUACCAGAACAGGAUGGGAAAAUAUCAUAGUACUUGUAGGGCGAACAGAGGAAUGGAAAUACAAAUACGCUGCCUGACUGAUAUUUUCGAAGUUGUAGCAGGAAGGCCAGCAAUGGAUAAAAAAGCCAGGGGGCAAAGAUUUCACGAGGUUUUCUCAAUCUGGGUGUUUUCCACCUUGUUGUUGCAAACGUUCACUGUCAAUAUGGAGAAGCUCAAGCUUCAUAGCUCCAACUCCCUAGUUGUUUC